GUUCACCUACCGUAAUCGCCGCGCGUCCCCCUCUCUCUGUACUUCGCCUUCGACUUCAUUGUGAAACGCAAAAUAAAAUAGUUUUUUUAAUCUGACUGUCCUCGCAUUACAAAUUGCCAGUUAAAAUAGCCAGCAAAUCAAUUUACAUAAUAUUGGAAAAACACAUAAAAAUAACAAAACACACACGGGCUGGCAAAUUGAUAGGCGCAGGCUGUGUGAGUGUGUGUAAACAGCGAGAUCAAAUAGUGAAAUGCAAAAGUGCUUUUCAAUUGAAAAGCGGGCGGCAGAAAAGUGAAAAUUAACGCGGUUUGCGACGUGUUUGCAUUUGGAACGGAAUCAGUGAAAACCAGUAAAAUGUCGAGUGCAGAAGACGGCGAGCUGGACCCCCAAAUUCAGAUUGAGCUGGAGAAUCUCAAUAGUGCAACCGAUGAGAUUAAUAAGCUAGAAAUUGAGCUAGAGGAGGCCAAUUCUACCUUUCGCAUCCUUUUAAAUGAAUCUACGCGCCGGCUUAAGCUGUCCUCUAAGAAGUUGGGCAACUGCAUAGAGAAGGCUCGACCCUACUACGAGGCUUUAGACAAGGCACGCGAGGCACAAAUCGAAUGCCAGAAGGCGGCAGUUAAAUUCCAGCGAGCUAAUGAAAUCCACGCCGCUGCCAAGGAAACGGUGGCACUGGCCGAGCAGAGGUUUAUGUCCAACUCGCAUGAAUGGCAGUUCGACAAUGCCUGGCAGGAGAUGCUCAAUCAUGCCACCCAGAAGGUGAUGGACGCCGAGACCCAGAAAGCCGACUGUCACGCAGAGCACCAGAGGCUCACCAAGCUCUUCAACACCGCCGAGCAAAAGCUGCAGCAGCUUGAGGAUCGCUUCCGGCGGAGCAUAAACAAGUCGAGGCCGUACUUCGAGGAGAAGCAGGUGUGCCAGGACCAGCUGCAGACGCAAAAGAAUCGCAUCCAGGAGCUGCAGCAGCAGGUGGCCGGUGCCAAGAGCACCUACUCGACGGCAUUGCGUAAUCUGGAGCGGAUCAGCGAGGAUAUACACAGGCAGAGGGGUGAUUUUCCCACUCCGCCAGGACCCCGCGAGCCGGGUGUUGGAGCAGAGUUGAACUCGCCGACUUCCAGUGCCUUGCCAUCGCUGCCGGAUUUCCAGAUGGAGCUCGAGAAAUGCGACUAUCCCUCCAUAGCAGGCAGUCAAAUGUCUUUGGGUGUGAAAACUCCUUUAGCAGCUGCCGAAACUGAGGAUGAGGAGGAUGCCUGCGACUACGAUGAGACGGGAGCGGGCGAACUCAGGGGCGUGGUGGACGAACGCGAUUUGGAGGCCCUACGGCAGAAGGUCAAGAUCCUAGCAGUGCGUCCCAUUGAGGGUGGGGAUGGCCAGCAGCAGAAUGACGUGUGGGAGCAUGAACUGAAGGACACGGUGGAUAAACUGGAUCACUUGAUGAUGCUCAAAGAAACUGCCAAAAGGCAGCAAACGAAUCGCUUGAAGUCCACCGAACAGCGACCCGAUUCUCUGGGCGCCGAGGCCCUCAAACGCCACUGCGAUGUGGUCGAGGUGAAGGUCACCACCUGCGCCACCACCGCCAGCUUGCCAGUCACCCCCCAGCACCAGCUAAAUCACCUUGCACCGCCAACGCCCAUCAAGAAGCUGCAGCAGCAGCUGGCGCCCUUGCCCUCGGUGAAUGUCUCCAUGCGGGAGCUGCCCCUGUUGGCCAGGUUGUCCAACGAGCUCCUGGAUCGCAGCAGUGCUGCCUUCGGAGGAGUGCGCAAGCAGCUGCGCAGGCGCUCCCUGGAAUAGUGAGCAUAUUGGGGGCUUUCCCAGCCAGCCCCAUAUCAGAUUUG
Molecule: messenger RNA, 1832 nt
Organism: Drosophila takahashii
Lineage: Eukaryota; Metazoa; Arthropoda; Insecta; Diptera; Drosophilidae
Gene: pcs
Product: SH3 domain-binding protein parcas
Biological process (GO): intracellular signal transduction; negative regulation of protein tyrosine kinase activity
Cellular component (GO): cytoplasm
Molecular function (GO): protein kinase inhibitor activity
Source: RefSeq, a predicted model, not a curated record